AUCAGAGACUCGAACAUGGACGUCUGCCACAGUUUGAUCUUCUUCGUUCUCACUCUGCAGGAUGGAAACACCGGUCUCUUCAGUGCCCAACACUCUGUCUAUUCAGGAAUUGAAGGAGAAAAUGUCAGAGUUCAAUGCUCCUUUCCUUCUUCUAGAACCAGGAAGUUCUUCUGUAAGGAACCAUGUAAACAAAAUAGAGACAUUCUCAUUGAAACAACUGAUGCCACAGCUCAGAGUGGCAGAUACAGCAUUGAUUAUAAAGAUAGACGUCAUUUUGUGACCAUCAGUCAGCUGACCAAGUCUGACUCCGGACGCUACAGGUGUGGUGUGGGAUCAUCUUUGUCAUCGGCUUCAUACGAGUAUAUUGAAAUCAUUGUUGUUGAUGCAAUGCUGUAUGGUGAUCUUUCUGCAGAAAAAACAAUCAAUGCUAGAACUGGAGGAAAUAUUGUAGUUGAAUGCUACUUUACUCGCUCUGGGACCCAAAUGUACUUCUGCAAGGAGAAAUGUGAAGGAGACAUUCUUGUUGAAACAACUAGUGAAACAUAUUUGAAAGACAGAUACAGCAUCAGAUAUGUUGAAGGAUAUCAAAGAGGAGGAUUUCUGUAUGUGAGCAUCGAACAGCUGACCCAGUCUGACUCAGGAUGGUACAGGUGUGGUCUGGGCAGAACUAACUCUCGAGAUCCAUCCCAUUGGUUUAGGCUCAUCGUCACUGAUGCUCUGACCACUUCUUCUCCUUCAUCAUCCGUCCCAUCAGCCUCUACAGAAACAUCAAACCAAAGUGAAAGCUCCACAUCUUCACCAGCCUCCCCUAAAACCACAGAGCAACCUGAAUCAACAACAACUACAGGUGUGAUCCUGUAUGUGCGUCUGACUCUGGUCGUCCUGGUCAUCGUGUCAUCACUGUCUGUGCUGGUAUUCUGCAGGAAGAGGACUUGUAAAGCCAAAAGUGAGGAACCAGAACCUCGUGUGGAAACACAAAAUGCUUCUGCACCAGACGCUGAAGACGACCCGAGUCAACCCACCUACUCUGAGAUCAAAUUUGUCAGCGUCGGCUCGUCCCAAAGCGGUUUCCACGGUGACGCUGAGUGUGUUAUCUACUCUGUUCCUCAGGUGGAAGCUAGCUCUGAUGAGCCCCCUCUGUACUCUACUGUUAACAACCCCCAAUAACUCUCACAGUCUGGCAGAAGAAGCUGGUGUGAAUUAAGCAGCCGUGUACAUAUUCUGAAACUAAGAGAUGUUUGUGGGAAUAUGUACGAUUAUUUAAUCAUUUACUUAUUUCAAACCUGCUUUGAAUGACGUCAUGUGAUGAUCAGUCCAUCUCUGCUCUAGUUCACAAACGUGCUGCUUCAACAGUUGUUUCAGGUCAAAGCUGGUUGCACUUAUUGUACGUCCCUUUGGAUAAAAGCGUAAUCUAAAUGAGAUGUAAUUUAAUGUAAAAAGCUCUUUUAUGGCUUCAAUUUAUUUAUAAAGUUCAUUUUAUUACACUUGAUAUGGUAUUAAAGUUAUCUCUGUAAGGUAAACUUUUCUAGUCAAGUUAGCAGAUUAGCAUAAGAUAUGUUGCUCCGAAUUAGCUUUGACUAUUAAAUUGACUAUUUUGGUUAAAGGCUUAUUUUACAGAAAUGUUUAAUUAUAGCGGAAUAUAAAUAAAUAAAUAUGAAACUAGAGAUGUGGUCAGUACGGGUUACAAGAUGCCACUCCUCAUACUGUUGUGUAAUGUGUCAGACUUUUAACCUGUUUGUAUUGUUUAUAUAUAUAUUUGGAUUUGCACCUUUUUUUAUAGAGUUUUAUUUUUUAUAUUGUAUUUUAUAUUAGCACUCUUCCUGCUCUGUACUGCAUCUGCUGCACAACACAAUUUCUCGGGAUGAAAAUAAAAGUUUUCUUAAACAAAUCA
Messenger RNA from Trematomus bernacchii (emerald rockcod), 1891 nucleotides. Its product is annotated as polymeric immunoglobulin receptor-like. Gene Ontology annotation, molecular function: transmembrane signaling receptor activity. NCBI's taxonomy places the organism in Eukaryota, Metazoa, Chordata, Actinopteri, Perciformes, Nototheniidae. The record is from RefSeq and is a predicted model, not a curated record. The transcript is spliced from 7 exons. Bases 16 to 1167 code for a protein of 383 amino acids. Gene Ontology annotation, cellular component: plasma membrane.